Lactuca virosa is the source of this 517-nucleotide messenger RNA. The record is from the annotation of a GenBank genome assembly. NCBI's taxonomy places the organism in Eukaryota, Viridiplantae, Streptophyta, Magnoliopsida, Asterales, Asteraceae.
AUGCAAUAUCUAAAAUUGCUCGUCGAUCAAAAUUACCCAAACAAAACCCUUGUUUACACCGGCGAUUUCCGAAGCCUGCUGCAGCACACAUCCGCCGGUGAUUCUCGACUAAUUUCAGGUUUGCCCUCCAACCUCGCUGUCGCACACCACCGCCUACGCUGCCCCGUACCACCACCAUCGCUGCCCCACACCACCAUCAGCGACACCCCAGGUAAAUGAGUUGCGACAACAAUUGUCAAACAUGGAACAAGCCAUGGAAGAAAAGCAAAGUGAAAUGAAUUUGCAAAUGCAACAAAUGAGAAAUGAAAUGGAAUUGCAAGUGCAACGACAAUUGGCGGCCUUUAUGAAACAAAUCAAUCCGUCCGGUAAUCCACCAAGUAGUUCUUAGUUUUUGUUUUAGAACACUAAAUUAAUGUUAUGUUAUUGACUAGUUCUUAGUUUUUGUAAUGGUAUUGUAAUGGUAUUUUGAGUAUUUGAAUGUAUGAAUGGUAUGUUAGUGACUAUUUUAAUGGUAAUG